UAAUAUUGUAUAUUUAUUAUAUAAGAUACUCAUAUAUAUUUGUAUCUAUCUAGUUUAGGAAAGAUCUCUAGUAUAAAUAUAUAUGUAACUCUAACCAUUAUUCUUAUGAGAGUCAAUAUACAAUUCUUCCAAUCAUCUACUCUCAUCAUAUUAUCAAUAUGGUAUCAGAGCUACAAUGAUCUAACGAUCUGCUAUGUUCCUGUUUUUCUUUUAUUUUCUUCAAGCUACAGAGCUUAUUUAUUUUUUGAUUUCAAGCCAUUGAGCUUCUAUUAUAUUUUCUGUUAAGCUAUAUGCUUCCACCAUUCAUGUUCAUGUGAACCUCUGAAUCUAAGCCAUUGAGCUUUUUGUUAUUCAAGUCUACCAUAGACCUCUGAAUCCAAGCCUAGUGUUUUUUUAUAUUCAUGCCUCAUUUUUAUCUUUAUAAUUCUUAAGCCAUUGUGGCUUCACUUCCAAAAUCAAAGCUUAAUGCUUCUUGUUUUGUUUUUCUUAAAGCCAUGGAGCUUCUUAUUAUUCAUGUCUCCAAAGACCUCUGAAUCGAUUUCUUAUUUUUGAAAAAAAAAAAUAUUUGUUCUAUAUUUCUUACGUAUUAAAGAGAAAAAAAAAGACAAAAAAAAACAUUAAAAAAAUGGGUUUGUUAUCAAGCCAAAGUGCUUCCUAUCAUCAUUCAAGCUCAUCAAACGUGCCUCUGAAUCUAUAAGCCUUCGACCUUCUAUUUUCUGUUUCCAAGCCAAGGUGCUUCAUCUCCAACAAGCAACACUCCCUCAUGUAAGUGUUGACGCUACACAUAGUCAACGAGAACACAACCACCAAAGGAGGCACAUCAUUAUCAUCUCUGUCCAUUCACCUCCUCACAACCAACACCACCGUCUUCUCCUGCUGAUCCAAAUACUAUAACGGCAUUAUUACUGAGUCAAUCUCAAGCUAAUUCCGCUACAAAUCCAUUACCACCUUGAGAUUGAGGGGGCGUAUAGAAGGAUCAAGGAGAUCAUAAACAUUAUUGUUAAUAUUGUAUAUUUAUUAUAUAAGAUACUCAUAUAUAUUUGUAUCUAUCUAGUUUAGGAAACAUCUCUAGUAUAAAUAUAUAUGUAACUCUAACCAUUAUUCUUAUGAGAGUCAAUACAAUAUUCUUCCAUCUCUUACUCUCAUCAUUCUCUACACCUAAUACUCUGAUUCCAUUGAUGGAAGCUUGGACAAUAAUAUCAGAACUCAUGUUUCUUCAUCUCUCAAUCUCUUUGACUUUGUCUUGUUGUUGGAUAUGGACACUGAGAUAGACCAGCCAGAUUUACUCUUGAAGAUGAGAGAUAAAUGAACGUUCCAAAACGAGAGUAGCUCACCGGAAUACAUAUUACUUUUAGCUUGCAAACAAAAGUUGAUGUGCUAAGUGUAAUGAUUUUUUUGAACCAGAGCAUAAUGUGUUAAAAGUAUUCAGGAGUAAACAUUGUUGUAAGUUAUCAUAUCUUAAGUCUAACAUGUAAGUUUAAGCCACUUUCUGAGACAUCAUAAUCCUAUGUAUUCAUCAAAUUUGUCCCCAAAAGAAGUUCGUAAGACACUUGAAAGUACAUAGAUACUGGAAGAGGCAUAAGAGACUUUUUGUAAUAACAAGAGAGAAAGAAAAAAUGAGUAGCAAAAACAUGAGCAUCGCCUGCUACAGCUUCUGCUUAUGUCACACUUGGAACCCAAUUGUCUUUGGUAAAUUAUCUUUGUGUAUACAUACAUGAGAAACGCUUGAAUCAUGGUCUUUUCUUUAUCCUGCAGGACUCGAACUAUUGUGGUAAGGAUGAUGGAUUCUUUGAUACUUUAAGACAAACCUUUGCCUAAUAUUAUUAUAGGUCUAACGCGUGAGUGAUACCAAGAGUCUUUGUGUCCUAGUGGUUAUAUACCUUGUGAUGUUGUUUUGGGUGGUGUGUUCGAACGAUAAAUCUAUGUUUUUUUUACCUUUGCUCGAAAUUUAGUUGAUUCAAAUAUUGUGGGGAGAGAAGAUAUUGUGCGAAAUUUAGUGUAGAUUAAUGAAAGAUAUUAAUCGAAAUAUGGAAGUUUCUAUAUUUUUGUGAUUUGGCUAUAAUAUGUAUCCUACGUUGUGCAGAACACUGUAGAGAGGGUGGGAAGUUUAUUCUUCCGUAGACGUAACAUAAGGUAAAAAGUAGAACAUGUUAUGAUACAAACAAGAAAAGGAAAUUCACAGAGUCGUGCCUAUAAGUUGUAAUAAAACUAUAGGUAGACUAAAGACAUCUUGUUAGAAUAUAACCUAACGAAUUAUAGCUUAGAUAGAAUAUACAAGAAAAAUUUGUUUGCGUUAUAUACCAGGAUAGAUCCAUGUAUAAUACUUAGUAUCCAAUUUCUAUAUUAAGUAGAUGGUUGGAAUGAGUAUUCUAUCCUUAUAUAGGAUAUAAAAUAAAAUAAGAUUCCACUAAUUUUUAAACAAUUUUAAACAUAUAAAUAGUCAUAUUUAUUUUUCUAAUGGUUUUCAUAUUUUUUUAUACUUUUAAAAUUUUAUUUACUAUUUUCCCAUUAGAAAAGGAUAAAACUUAAUGACCAAAAAUAUCAAAAAUUCUAUUGGGACAAAUACAAGUUGAGAGUUUUUUCUUUUUUCAAUUUCCCCUUGUUUAAAUCACCUAUUUUUAGAGAUGAUUCAGGCAUCUAGAUAAUGUUAGAUUUAAGCUCAAGUUUAAAAUUAAUAUACGUAAACUCUAUAACCUCCUAAUUAUUAAACCAAAUUUUUGUGUUAAACUUUGACCAAAUUGUAUAAAACCCUCAGAAUUUCCGGAGAAUAUAGAAGCUACAUAACUCAUUUGCCUUAACUAAGCUAGCGUAAUCUGAUGACACAUAUAGACCAAUAACGCUUCACCUUGUGGAAGAUGGUGAUACUACUCGUCUAGUCCGUAGAAGAAGAGGUCACAUGGAGCCAGUUAUGAGAAGUGGGAGCAAUUCGCCGUCGAUGACGUGGAAAAUCCUAGAAAUGGCCCAUCACCCCUCGUUAACCUCAAACUCAAACCGUCCUUUCUUGUCACUUUGUAUAUUAUUUGUUUCAUGUGGUCUUUUUCUACAUGUUGAACUAGAAAAACAAAUUAGGUAAAUAAUAAAUAGAAAAAGAUGGCGACGUGAUUUGUUGUUAUUAAAUACUAACGUGUAAUUGCUUUUGUUAUAUAUCAAUUUAUUUGAAUAAAAACUAACACCAUAUUUUUAUUGAUUUUAUAAGAGUAGUGUUUCUAUUAAAGUCAAACGGUUAUCUUUAUAGACAACUAGUGACGUACGUCGGUCUCCUACAAAACAAAAAAUUAUGCCAACGUGCAGAAAACACAACCAGAAGAUGUUUUUGAAGGCUUUGUAGAACUUAAGUCAACAAAAUGACAAAAGACCAUGAAUAAAGUGUCGAAAACCAGGUAUUACGAACGGUUGGUUCCAAAUCUAAAGGAAGAUUAAGGUAUGGACGUAUGGUCCGAAAUUCCUAUUGGUUAAUUAAAAAAAAGUGUUGAGAACCCGGAAAGAGUCAGAAAUCAAAUGAGAAAAGAGAAUAUCUGGCCCCUAAUCCAAAAGGAGAAUGGGGGUAUAAAGAGUUACAACAAUAUUUUAGCAUUGUUGAAUUAAAUAGAUGACCAAAUACUUCGUGUGAGAAAAGAAAGAGAUGACCGAAAAAUGGUUUGAAAUAUAUGUAUGGGACUAAGCAUCCAUGCGGAGGAAAGACACAGUGUUGCAAAAGUGUUUACAUAGAGACUAAAGUUCUGAAUAUAUGUUGCAUGUUGUACAUAAACAUAUGGAUCUUCUCCUUGGUGGAUGAAUUAAUAUUUAUAUAAAGCUAACCUAACCCAGACUUAGAUACUUGAUAUGCAUGUAGUAUCCGCAUCAGUUAUUGGUUCUAUGGCUUGAUCUAUUAUGACAUAUUCAAAUGUUAUACAUUUACUUUAUAUCUGAUACUUAGGUGCUAAAUUUUUUUCCCAUUUCUCAAAAGGACGCAGGGUCUGUGCUGCUCAUAACGGAUUUGGUGAUGGAAGGCUACAAGAGUUUCCCAAUACCUUUGUCCUUCUUACGUGUACUGAAAUGUUGCUUUCACACAGCUUCAUUAAUUUGUUUUGGCCAAGUAGUCUUAUCCAUCACAAUUUUCGGUUCAUUAGUUCGUGUCCAAAUAUAUAAAAAAAAACUGACUAUUAUAUGCAGCUGAAAAUCAUAUCAAAUAAAAUAUGCUUAAAUAUUUGCUAAACUAGUUACAUGUGAAUCGUGAUGAAAAAAUAUAUUCUAAACCAAAAACGAUAACUAUCAUCAAAUUUCUUACUUUAUUGUUUUUCGCUUAAAUUUCCACAUAUUUUAAACAUAAAAAUAAGAUGAAUUAUUUAGUUUAUUUUAAACUAUACAAGAAAUUAUUCAUUCCAUAUUUUUCAUAUAAUUUGUAAUUUUCUGUCAAAUUUCUAAUUAUAUUCAUUUAUAAUAUAGUGUUUCAAAAAAAAAAUCAUUUAUAAUAUCUAGCUUUUCCAACCUUCUCCCUCUGCUUUUAGAAUUUCUUACAGAAUACUAGAAAUAAAUAAAUAAAAAGGGAUAUUUAUUUUAGGAUGGAGAAUUUCAUAAUACAAAAUAUAUAUUACUUCAAAUACAAAAUAAUUAGCCAAAAUGAAAAAAAAAUACUUAAAAUAUAUGGUUACAAUAAAUUAGAUACAUGUAAUAAAUUAAAUGACAAGACCAUAUAUUAUAUAGUCCAAGAUUUAUCACCAAAAAAAAAAAGAUUUAUUACCACAAACAGAAAUAGCGCAUAGAGGAAAGAAAAGAAACUGUACCUUCUCUGCAUAUAAUUGUUUGUAAGCCUGACCAUACAUCAGCGACACAGUCUCUCUAUAUGUCUCUUUCGAGUUUCACAAACCUCCCUUCUAUGGCGGCAGCACUCUCAUCAAUCGCCGUAACACUCAAACCACUCAACUGCUCUUUCUCUUCCUCUAACUCUCGCCUCAGUCACCACCCUAUCUCCGCCGCCGUGUUCCCACCGUCUCUCAGAUUCAACACCUUUCGACGAUGUAAGAACAUCACCAUCUGUUUUGUCAUUGAAGAUCAGAAACAAAGCUGUCCCGACAUCUUGACGACGUCGAGGCUUGAGAAAGAGGAGAGGAAGAAGUCGGAGAGAUUCACUUAUCUAAUCGCUGCUAUGAUGUCGAGCUUCGGCAUUACUUCCAUGGCAAUCAUGUCCGUUUACUACCGAUUUUAUUGGCAAAUGAAGGGAGUUGAGGUACCAGUAUCAGAAAUGUUUGGUACAUUUGCUUUCUCAAUUGGUGCCGUCGUUGGGAUGGAAUUCUGGGCAAGAUGGGCUCAUGAAGCUCUCUGGCACGCUUCGUUGUGGAACAUGCAUGAGUCUCAUCACAAACCUAGAGAAGGAGCGUUUGAGUUAAACGAUGUGUUUGCUAUAAUAAACGCGGUUCCUGCGAUUGGUCUUCUUUACUAUGGAUUCUUCAAUAAAGGACUUGUUCCGGGUCUCUGCUUCGGUGCGGGACUAGGAAUAACAGUGUUUGGAAUGGCCUAUAUGUUCGUCCACGAUGGACUUGUGCACAAGAGAUUCCCUGUAGGUCCCAUUGCCAAUGUCCCUUACUUUCGGAAGGUCGCCGCCGCUCACCAGCUACACCACACAGACAAAUUCAAAGGUGUACCAUAUGGGUUGUUUCUUGGACCCAAGGAAGUGGAAGAAGUGGGAGGCAAGGAAGAGUUGGAGAAAGAGAUAAGUAGGAGAAUCAAAUCGUACAACAAGGGUUCCACCUCUUAAUUAUUUGUUGAGUUGAAGUUAAUUAAAAAAUAAGUAGGGAAGAUUCGGGCUAAUUGGCCUUUUGAGUUACAAAUUUGAAAUGACUGAAAUAUAACAAAGGCCCUUUUUCAUUUGCAAUGGGUGAAUCCGGGCUUUAAAAGCGCAUGAUUAUAUUUUAUUUAAUUAAAAAAAUGUUUUUACAUGAUUUAUAUAUUUAUAUAAUUUUACAUGAUUUAUAUAUUUAAAUAAUUUUACAUGAUCUAUAUAUUUAUUAUUUAACUUAAUUUAAAAUAAGUUGUAUUCUUAUAUGCUUUAUAUUCCGUUUCAGUAAUAGUGUGUCUAGGUAAUCUUUGAGUUUGUUUGUAUUUAAUUAUAUCGAUUGAUUGUUUGAUGACCAAGUUGAUCAAAUGAGAUAUUUUAAUAUCCAAUGAUUUCUGGAAUGAAUUUCUUUGAAAAUAAUGAAUAUAUUACGAAAGCUAAAAAACGGAAUUGGUUAACGAAUAUACUAGUAAUAUAUAUUCUUUUAUGAAUAAAAUCGAUUUUCAUAUUAAUGAUUACUUUAUAUAUAUAUUUUGAAUUCUAAAAUCGAUAUUCAUAUUAAUGGUUACUAAAAGUUUAAUUCAGUUUUUUUUAAAUAUAUUAUAAACAUCAUACAGUGAUUAAUUGAUAAAUAUUUUACGAACUCUAAACGAUCUUUAGAUGUAUGAAGCAUAGGCAAUAAAUGGUUUGAUAUGAGAUAUAUAUUAGGUGCAAUGUGAUUGGUAUAUGCCACUCCUUUUUUUUUUGUUAAUUUUGAUAAUUCUAAUACACUGUUUCGAUGGGUCUUAUAAUUGGUCGAGAGAAAUAAUUCUUGGCUACAAUCUGAUUAAUCAGAAACUGCAAUGAUUCCUAUUGGUUGAAUAUAUAUGUUGAAAAAUAGUAUAAAUUAUUCUAAAAAAAUAGUGACAUUCCUUUGUAAAUAAUUUUGAAAAACCAAAGGAAAGAAUCAUAAUAGAGAUUUUUUUUUUUGACAACGAAAAGCCAUUUUAUUAUUCAAGAGAUUCUGCUUUAUUAGUAUAUAUAUGAAGGUAAAAUGUUAGAUUUUGAGUGAUAUAUUUUACACAUGAAAUUAUCUCCUAGUUUAGUUAAAAAUCUUUCAAAUCAAAUGAAUUAUAAGGAUAUAUCAAAUUUGACUAACACAAGAUUUUAAAUGUUAUAUUCAAAUCUUUAAUUGAAUAACACUAGAUUUAAAAUUCAUCUAUUGAGAAUAUUGUAAAUAUAAAAACUAAUAACAUUUUAUUUUAAAAUCUUUUAAUAUAGAUAUUUUAAACAUAAUAACUAAUAAUACUAUUUUAAUAAAAAAAUUAAAAUCUUUUUUUUGUCAAUUUUUUAUUAUAACCAUGGGAUAUAAAAGAAGCAUUACAGACUCGAACCCAUUAAAGCUUUUACUAUCACAUUGCACAUAUAUUACACGUGUUAAAACAAGUGUAGACCAACCCUAAUCUCAAACAACACGUGUUAGAGCCUAGGGUCUUCAUGGUGCCGCCAUCGUAUAUUCCGGGAUCUGCUCACCAACGAUCUUCCCUACUGCAAUGCCGCAUCAAAAUACUGCUAUGGUCUUUCUGUGUUUUUCGCCAUGGGAUGUAUAAGGAUUUAGUAAAGUGUGUGUUGUAUUCAUUCACGUAGAAGAGUAUAUAUACAAAGUAGAUAUGCUAAGCUAAAGGGGAAUAUGAAAUAAGUAUAUAACAAAAAAUAUGUUCUAGGCAUUAUUCUAUAUAUUAUAUAUCAUUUCUCUAUACCCCGUCAAGUUGAAGAUGAGAUGUCUUGAAUCCCCGGAUUGAACAACAAGUAACUGAAAGUAGUAGACGGUAAUGCCUUGGUUAGAAUAUCUGCGGGCUGUUCUUUUGUAGAAAUAUGUUCACUGGUUAUGAGCUUGUCUUGUACAGCGUCCUUUACUUGAUGAUAGUCAAUAUCUAUAUGUUUUGUGCGUUCAUGGAAAAUUGGAUUCAUAGCAGAUUUACUAUCACAAAAUAGCUUCAUUGGUUGAGAAUGAACAAUACCAAAAGUGCGUAGAAACUGUUCAAUCCACUUCCGUUCGCGUAAGGAGUAAGCCAUAGACCGAUUUUCUGCUUCAGCAGAUGAAACAUAGACAGUGUUAUGCUUCUUUGUUUUCCAAAAGACCGGGGAGUUUCCGAGGAGUACUAUAUAAUCGCUAAGUGGUCAUCGUGUGAGAGGACAUGCUUGACAAAUGCAAUAAGCGUUAUUUGAAGUGAUGUGUCAGAUUGAAGCAUAAUACUGUGAGCAGGAUUGCCUUUGAGAUACCGGACAGUCCGUAAAGCUGCAUCGAAAUGAUCUUGGUGCGGUGCUUUCAUGAAUUGAGAAUGAAUAUGAACAGCAUAUGAGAGUUCAGGUCUAGUUAAUUGAAGAUAAAUGAGGCGUCCGACUAGUCUUCGAUAGGAUUCUAGUUUAGGAAGUAAUGGACCAUCCGCAAGAGCAAGCUUAUGGUUGAGUUCUAUCAGAACUGCAGACGGUUUAGAACCAAGUAGGCCAGUCUCAGUGACGAUGUCAAGUGCAUAAUUCUAUUUUUGGGAUUCAACCAUAGUUAUGUACCGUCUUUCAUGAGCUUCGUUGUAUUAAUUUAUGUAUAUGUUUGUUUUGUUAAUACUAGUCUAUGGUGAACUAGUUUAACCAUUUCUUAUGUUGUUAUCGUUCUUAACGGUUAACUUGUUUUUUCGGAUUUUAACUGUUUUGAUUUGUUACGCAAAAUACUUCUCAGUAUUACUACUUUUUACAAUUGAAACAAAACACAAAGUAUUUCUAAGUUGUACUAAGUAUUACAAAACCGAAUUGGCAAAACUGGUUGUGUUAAUGAAUUGGUAGAACCGAAUUGAUAUUUCUAAAUUAUUUGGUUGAACUUACAUUACUCAAUUUGAUAGAAGAAUAAAUGAACUAGUUGUGUAACUUAAAUGAUUUUGUUUUGCGUACCCAGUUGGAAAACACUAGAGUUUACUAGAAUAUAAUUAAUUAUAAAUGAAUAAAUGGUUUGGUUGUACUUACAUCCCUCGAUUUUAUUAGAAAAUAAAUUUAUUUUUGAGUUUUCUUACAUCAUUAAUCAAGGGAUUUGGUUUUACAAAUUUAAUAAGGCAACGUUGGAAAAUAAACUGGUUGCGUGUGAUGAUAAUAAGCAUUCAUUUUAGACACAUCUAUAAUUACCCUCCUCCUCAUUAGAGUAAGAAACAAGAACAAAUAUCCAUACAAGUAAGAGGUUUUAUUCCGUUUCCAAGCGUUUCAUCUCUCUCUUUCUCAUAUCAUAUCCGAUAUAAUUUGAUUGUGGUUAGUUUCAGGUUAAGAUGUCUGGCACAUCACAAGAUAUUUAAAAGAUGGGAAAAAAACAGCUGGAACACUAUCGGGCCAUCCUUCACAUCAUGAGAAAAAGAAUGAAAAAGGCACUCUGCCGAAAUAGAGAAGUACUCUAUUUCAGAUCAAAUAGAGUUGCUUGAUGAGAUUAUGGAGAAAGGGGUGUCUUACUUCAACAUCAAGAAAGAGAAUGACACACUCUCGGCAGAGCUCCUCCUUUCAGAGGAGAAGUUAACAACAAUCAAAGUCUCGUAUAUAAACUGGGACAAGCUAGGGAAGUCCUUCAUGUCCAAGCCUGAGUGGCCCCUCCUCCUUUAUCAAAUUUUUUGUAAAUAUUUAUGUUUUUAUUUGUAUUUUCGGAACCAGAAAACAUUGACUUCACCGGUUUUUAAACCGGAUUAUUAUAAGUUGCUUUUGCGGAUAUUAUUUGGGUGUCCUAUUAUUUAUGCUUGUUAUCUGGAUUGCUUCGUUUUGCUAAAGUAAAGGUUCAACUUUGUCAUACUUUAGCAAGUUUUUACCCCACAGCUUUUGUCACAUUGACAACUUCUAGGAUUACGUUGGAUAAGAAGUAGAGAAAAGCCAUUUUCAGUCCACACGAGUUGGUUUUGUUUGAUGGAAAUGAAGAUGAAUUUCUUUACUUCUAUUUCCUUUAUAUUUGUCAUACUUCAACAAAGUUCUGAUCAAUAACUUUUGUCACAUUCUUAGGAGCUGGAUAAGAAGUAGAGAGAAGCCUGUCAAAGUUCCACUAUAUUUUACGGAAUUAUACCAUUUUCAUUUUGCUCAUGUAUAAAUCUGCCUUAAGUUUUACUGGUUUGUACAAUUUUACUUUACCUAUUGUAUAAAGUUACACUGAAUUUUGCUGAGUUACAUAAGACAAAUUUAUUAGAAGAAACGAAAUGCAUUUAUGAGUUUCGGUUUUACGAAGCUAAUGAGAAUGUGCAAAAUUGGACAAAAGUUGGAAAACACUCGGAAUAGUUUACUAGAAUAUGAAUAAAUAAAAUUUCAUAAAUAAACUUAAAUGAUUUGGUUGAACUUACAUCACUCGAUUUAAUUAGAAGAUUGGAAAAUAUAAAUGCAUUUAUGAGUUUAGGUUUUAUGAAGCUAAUGAUGCAAAGUUGGAAAACACUCAAGUUUACUAGAAUAUAAAUAAUUAUAAAUUCAUAAGUAAACUGGUUAUGUUAAAUGAUUUGGUUCAACUUACAUCACUCGAUUUUAUUAGAAGAAUAUAAAUGCAUUUAUGAGUUUUGGUUUUACAAAGCUAAUGAUGCAAAGUUGGACAAAAGUAAAACUCUGUAAAGUUCUACCUAGUUGUAAAACACAACCGAAGAGUCACAUUUAUUGGAAAAUGAACUCAUGUGUCCCUUUACAGUCACAUUCAUUGGAAAAUUCUUGGGACGGUUGCGUAAGUGCAUUCAUUUCCCUUUAGAAUCCUAACAGUCUCGUUCAUCAAAUCCAAUACAUUUAUCUUUAAAUACCCUCCCCCUCACUUUAUACACCAGAGUUUGUUCUGAUUUCCUUUACACUGCCAUGUUAAAAUGUCGGGAUAUAUUGACUUUAAGAGGAAGCCUCUGAUGGAGGAUGAAUACGGGCAAACCGCUGAAGAUUGAAAAAGGGAAGGCUGAAUUAAGAGAGCGGUACCGGGCGAUCCUCCAAAUAGUGGAGGAUCAGCAAACUGAGAUUGAAAAAGGCACUCCGCCCAAGUUGAGCUCUACUCUUUUUCAGAUCAAAUCGAGUUGCUCGAUGAGAUGAUCGACACGGAGGGGGGUGGGGAGAGGGGGCUGUUCGAUAUCCAGGCAGAGAAAGACAGACUCUGAGCCAAGCUCCUCUGUGCGGAGGAGAAAUUAAAGGCUAUCAAAGUCCCUUACAUUGACUGGGACAAACUUGGCGAGAGCUGGUUUUUGUCUCAGUCUUGAGUGGCCUCUCCUCCGUCCUCUCCCUAAUCUAAAAUUUUAAAAGCUUAUGUUUUCUUUUUGUUUCUCAAACAUUAAAACAUUGCCGUUUCCUGUUACUAAACCGGAUAUGUAUGUUUUUGCAGUUAUUUUGAUUAUAUUAUCUAUGCUUAUAAUGUGGAUUGCUAAGUUUGUCAAAGUUUGUCGCACUUCGGAAAAAAAAUUACUCCACAGCUUUUGUCACAUUGACAACUCGUUAGAAGACGUUGGAUAAGAAGUAGAUUCAAACUCUCCCCAUUGAAGAUAAGUUCCUUUGCUUUUAUUUUUCUUUAAAUUUCUCCUUCUUUUGCAAAGUUUUAAUUCACAGCUUUUGUCACAUAUCUAGGUCAUUGACAACUCGUAAGAUGAUGCUGUAUACAAAACAUGGAGAAGCCAUUAUUUGUUAGAACGAGUUCUCAUUUGAUGAAUUUUUACAUUACGUCUGAUGAUGAUGCAUCUGAGUUCUAUUGCACUAAGUUUGAGUUAUACCAUUUUCCUUUUCUUCUUGUUUGUUUUGUUGUGCUUUUGUAUGUGUUUUGUUAAAACAGUGAUCAAGUACCGGUUGUUAUACUGAUUUUAAUUCUUUGUAUUUCUUACAUCAAUAAUCAAUAUACGAUC
Molecule: messenger RNA, 11595 nt
Organism: Brassica rapa (field mustard)
Lineage: Eukaryota; Viridiplantae; Streptophyta; Magnoliopsida; Brassicales; Brassicaceae
Product: beta-carotene 3-hydroxylase 2, chloroplastic
Biological process (GO): carotene metabolic process; xanthophyll biosynthetic process
Cellular component (GO): chloroplast
Molecular function (GO): iron ion binding; beta-carotene 3-hydroxylase activity
Source: RefSeq, a predicted model, not a curated record